Molecule: messenger RNA, 682 nt
Organism: Danaus plexippus (monarch butterfly)
Lineage: Eukaryota; Metazoa; Arthropoda; Insecta; Lepidoptera; Nymphalidae
Gene: MED9
Product: mediator of RNA polymerase II transcription subunit 9
Exons: 3
Coding region: 183-530 (115 amino acids)
Biological process (GO): regulation of transcription by RNA polymerase II
Cellular component (GO): mediator complex
Molecular function (GO): transcription coregulator activity
Source: RefSeq, a predicted model, not a curated record
CAUUACGUCUUGGAAAUUUGUCAACUGACAUUGAAGCUGAAUAAUGUUUUUCUAACAAUUAUUCUGAUUUAUUUUAUUUUUAACAAUAUUAUAUGGGAAGUGGGAAACGACUCUCGAAAAAUAACAUAGCUUGAUGUUUUAGGCAAGUCAUUUUAUUGGUUCUAUGUAUAACUUUUAAAAGAAUGGAUAACACAGACCACUCCGAACAAAACAAUUUCAGUCCUCUCACUGUCCAAGAAGUAGACGUAGAUUUUUUACCGAUUGUGUACGAAAUCAUACGAAGUGUUGAACGAGACUUCCACGAUAAUUCUGCUAAAGUACGAGAAUCCCAGGAUUGCAGUUUGAAAGUAUUAGAGUUACAGAGGAAAUUCGACGUCGCUCGUUCUCAAAUUAAGCGGUUGCCAGGAAUUGAAUACAAUAAACAAGAUCAGUUGAAGCAAUUCGAGAUUCUUAGUACUCAACUGCGACUGAAGAGAGAGUUGUUACAGAGAUACCGUAAUAUGUGCUCUUUUGAAACAUCAUUCAAGUGAUCAGAAUGCCGUUAAGAACACUACUCAGAUAUCUGGCAAAUAAUGAACAUCUUGUGCAGAGAAUCGCUGAAUCCUAUCCAGUCAGAAGAGCCGCACAGUUAGCUGUGUCUGUAUUCUUUAAAGGAAAAGAGAAAAUCUCUGAUAUAGAUCCA